AUGGCGUCGACGCGGGACGACGACGACGACGACGACGAUGACGAUGCCGACGUCAACGGUCGAGACGUUGGUGACUUUUGUCUGCGUCGAGGGACGUGGACGGAGAAGCGGAGCGAUCGCACCCGGGCGUGGUCCAAACGAUUCGCUCGAUGGAGCGAAGAUGGGACGGAGAUCGAGUUCAGGGUCGACGCGAACGAUGCGGCGCCGUCGUCCAAGGUGCCGUUGUCCCGAGUGCGCGGGUGCGUCGCGUCGAGCUUAAACAUCGGGAAACAGUGUCCGGCGGGAUGCGGGAUAUACAUCGACGUCGAGGGGAGUAAGGAGGGGGUUUUCUUGCGAUGUGAGAGCGCUUCGAGGGCGAGCGCGUUCGUCGAGGCCGUCAGGGAGGCUCGGAUGCGGGGUAAGGGACGGCGAAGAGAUGAGACGCCGCGGACGCCGGAACGGGCGAGCGAGGCAACCGCGGCGUCCAGGGCGUCGACGAAUGGCGAAAGCAGAGCUCGGGAAACACCAAGAACGCGUGAUCUCGUGAAGGAAUUCGGCAAUCGUGCGAUGCAUGUCGGCGAAGAGGCGUCAGAUUCGCCAGCGGGAUCGAUGGACACACGCGGGCGCGUUUUGGACACGUUCGGGGCGAUGGAGAUCGCACUGCAGGCGAAAGACGAACUCCUAGCGGCGGAGGCUAUGGGGAGAUCGUCCUUAGAGGCUGCGCUGCGGUCGGAAAAAAAGUUCAGCGCGGAGUUACAAAAGAAGGUGACGUCGAUGCGAGAAAGAAUGGAGAGUCGCGAAAAGGAGCUGAAACUCGUGCGGGAAAAUUUGGAGAUGGAAAAGGCGUACGCGUCCGAGCUGAAGGAUCAACUCGAGGAAGCGCUCAUACGUUCGACCGAGAUGGAAGACACCGCGGCGGCGGCAACGAUGGAGAUCGACCGGCUCGACAGAGAAUUGGCGGACGCGCGGGCAACUCGAGAACGCAUGGAGGAGGCACUGCUGAACGAGGCAGAGUACGUACGCCAACGCGAAGUGGAGCAGUUCCAGCGUCAGCGUCACUUGGAGACGCAGUUAAAUGAAGCUAGACAAUCACUGGAUGAGCUCGAGAUCAAACAUCAAGAUGAGCUCGCGGAGGUUCGACGACGAUCCUCGCAUGCAGUCGCAGUGGCAAACACGACAGAGCAAGAGCUACUUUUGAGUCGAGACAGAUUGCUGAGUGAGCUCGCACGCAUGCGUCGUGAAGGUUAUGAGACGGUCCUCCUUAGCGGCGGUAAGGAUUCAGCGCGGAUGGGGACGACGUCGACGUCAACGACGCCGUCGCGCGCGCGCACCGUUCCCAUGCCGACAACGCCUUCGAGACUCGGGCAGAUUUCUCCGUCUCCACAACGCGCGAGGAUGAGAGAAACGCAGGUACAUCGCACCCGCGACUCUCCGAGAACUCCGCGCUCGCACGCAUUGCAUCCUGAACCGGAAGAGACGCCGAAUCGAACUCGUCGCGCGCUCUUCAAUCGAGGCGCGCAGCGGUCGCCAAGCAAACGUGUGGACGCGAGCAGAGUGAUAGAUAGACUCGAUUCUCCAGGGACGCACGGAUGUCGCGUGCAGUGA
Ostreococcus tauri is the source of this 1584-nucleotide messenger RNA. RefSeq names its product unnamed product. The coding region runs from base 1 to 1584 and encodes 527 amino acids. The transcript has a single exon. Lineage: Eukaryota; Viridiplantae; Chlorophyta; Mamiellophyceae; Mamiellales; Bathycoccaceae. The record is from RefSeq and is a predicted model, not a curated record.